GACUGCUCAGGGUGGAAAGCCAUGGCUCACCAACUCUGCUUCACCUGCCGGCUAUUGGUCUGCUGGGUGGUGGUAACCGUGGCGGAAGGACAAAAAGCAGUAGCCACCCCUCUUAGAGGUUCACAAGAUGACGGAGGCCCUACAGACUGCGAGAUCUUUACACUCACCCCUCCACCCACCAUAAGGAACCCGGUGACGAGGAUUCAGCUCGUCCCAAGGACACCCAAGUGUCCCUUUCAUUUUUUUCCACAAGGGCCUAGAGUCCACAUUAGGUUUCCAAACAGACCUUUCCUUCCUCGGAAGUGCAACCGUCGUUUUCAGUUUCGUCCGUUCUUUUGGCUACACAGUCGCCUCACUCCUCAUUAUAGAUAUUUCCCCAGAAGAAAACUGUGGAGAGGAAGCUCCUCUGAAGAAAGCAGAGAGAAAAGAGAAGCCCCAAACAUGCUGAUGCAAAAGAGGCCAAUACCUCCGAAAAGAGAUUAAAAAGAUUCCUGCUUUCUUUUUCCAAACUAAAAUGAUUGGAGUUGAACAUGAAGUAUCUUAAACACCACAGACUAGAAAUCGUUCUUCAUGUCUGCAGGGAAGAUAUCGGCUUACAGGAUAUUCAUGUUUGCCAGAUAGGAGCGAUAACUACAUUACUCUUAUCCCCAACUUUUUAAGAUCUCAGGAUAUUCAUGCAAAUAAAAUCCUAAAAUGGGUGGUUCCAAGAAUUCCUGCACAGACUGCAAUGCCAGGAGAAUCAGCUCUCUCUUCUAAACUAAAGUGAAAGCAUUUAAACAAAUCGAUAUAAACCAAAUGAAGACAUUAAUGACACCCUUUUUACUCACUGGAAAACUUACAGAGCGAAGCGUAUUUACAAAGUGAACUGUAAAGGAAAUUAUAGAAAACUGAAAGUUUAAUGUUAUUCUUAUUUUACUCUCUGUUUGGCCAUGGUGUAGAUAGUGACUACUUAUUUGUUUAUCUUUUACCGAGGUGUAAUUGACAUGACAUUAUAUUAGUUUCAGAUGUACAAUGUAACGAUUCCCUAUUUGUAUAUAUUGCAAAAAAUCACGAUAAGUCCAGUUAACAACCAUUACCAUACAAGUUAUGAUUUUUUUUUCUCACAAUGAGAACUUUCAGGAUCCACUCAGUUUUCUAAUGACAACGACAAAAGAAUUAUAAUCAUUAAAGCAAAACAAAGUUAUGGGGCAUCUAAGAUAAUACCUUGAAGAUAUCAUAAACUAAAUCACCUAACUUAAAAAACUAUUUUUUAACUGUAAUAUCUAAAGUUACUUUUAUGUUGACUUUUUAAGCAACCAGUGCAAAUUAGUUUGAUAAGUAUCUCACUGUUUCUCACCUUAUCAUCAUAUGGAUACUAGCUUAGAUUGCUUAUUAUUUAUUUCCCCUAGAACUUUCAGUAAGGUUCCAGACUCAAAGUCUGAUUAAAAGUUUACAUGGAUGAUUUCACUCAUAUGUGGAAUUUAAGAAACACAGCAGAUGAACAUAGGGGAAG
Leopardus geoffroyi (Geoffroy's cat) is the source of this 1492-nucleotide messenger RNA. It is a transcript of the gene ODAPH, whose product is annotated as odontogenesis associated phosphoprotein. The coding region runs from base 22 to 483 and encodes 153 amino acids. The record is from RefSeq and is a predicted model, not a curated record. Gene Ontology annotation, biological process: positive regulation of enamel mineralization. NCBI's taxonomy places the organism in Eukaryota, Metazoa, Chordata, Mammalia, Carnivora, Felidae. The transcript has 2 exons.